This is a messenger RNA of Elaeis guineensis (African oil palm), 1978 nucleotides long. RefSeq names its product UDP-glucose 6-dehydrogenase 5. The record is from RefSeq and is a predicted model, not a curated record. Gene Ontology annotation, cellular component: nucleus. Gene Ontology annotation, molecular function: UDP-glucose 6-dehydrogenase activity; NAD binding. NCBI's taxonomy places the organism in Eukaryota, Viridiplantae, Streptophyta, Magnoliopsida, Arecales, Arecaceae. Gene Ontology annotation, biological process: glycosaminoglycan biosynthetic process.
GUUAGUUUUUUUUGGUAUGGUAAUUGCAUGGUUAAUUAUUGAGAGGGGAGGGGGUAGAUCUUGGAUGACUUUGGGUAUUUAAGGAAGGGAAGGUCACACUUCUUCCCUGUCCCAAAGACCCACAGCUCUUUCCCUUCUCUUCUCCCCCAUCUGCAUAGAACUAGAGUGGAAGCAGUUUAGAAGGUUACGGCAUUAGCAGAAAAAAUGGUGAAGAUUUGCUGCAUUGGAGCUGGCUAUGUUGGUGGCCCAACUAUGGCCGUCAUUGCCCACAAGUGUCCAUCCAUUGAGGUAGUUGUCGUCGAUAUCUCUGUCGCCCGAAUCACUGCAUGGAACAGCGAUCAACUUCCGAUCUACGAGCCUGGCCUCGAGGAUGUGGUCAAGCAGUGCAGGGGAAAAAACCUCUUCUUCAGCACUGACGUUGAGAAACAUGUCUGCGAGGCUGACAUCAUCUUCGUCUCAGUGAACACACCUACCAAAACCCGUGGCCUUGGGGCAGGCAAGGCCGCCGACCUCACCUACUGGGAAAGCGCUGCUCGCAUGAUUGCCAACGUCUCCAAGUCUGACAAGAUUGUGGUCGAGAAAUCCACUGUCCCAGUGAAGACUGCUGAGGCCAUUGAGAAGAUCCUAACCCACAACAGCAAAGGAAUCAACUACCAGAUCCUCUCCAACCCAGAGUUCCUUGCAGAGGGUACGGCAAUCCAGGACUUGUUAAAACCUGAUCGGGUACUAAUCGGCGGCCGGGAGACUCCGGAGGGCUGCAAGGCUGUUCAGGCACUGAAAGCUGUGUAUGCCCAUUGGGUGCCUGAGGAUCGGAUCCUAACAACCAACCUGUGGUCUGCAGAGCUGUCCAAGCUCGCAGCCAAUGCCUUCUUGGCACAGAGGAUCUCCUCUGUCAACGCCAUUUCGGCACUCUGCGAGGCCACUGGGGCCAAUGCGUCUGAGGUGGCCUAUGCCGUGGGGAAGGACUCGAGGAUUGGUCCUAAAUUCUUAAAUGCCAGUGUUGGGUUUGGAGGGUCCUGCUUCCAGAAGGACAUCCUUAAUCUGGUCUACAUCUGUGAGUGCAAUGGUCUGCCUGAGGUGGCUAACUACUGGAAGCAGGUCAUCAAGAUCAAUGACUACCAGAAGAGCCGGUUUGUGAACCGGGUUGUGUCCUCCAUGUUCAAUACCGUUUCUGGCAAGAAGAUUGCGGUGCUCGGGUUUGCUUUUAAGAAAGACACCGGUGACACGAGGGAGACCCCGGCAAUUGAUGUUUGCAAGGGUCUCUUGGGGGACAAGGCCACAAUUAGCAUCUAUGAUCCGCAGGUGACCGAGGACCAGAUCCAACGUGACCUUGCGAUGAACAAGUUCGACUGGGACCACCCGAUCCACCUGCAGCCGAUGAGUCCGACAGCCGUCAAGCAGGUGUCGGUGACAUGGGAUGCUUAUGAGGCUACCAAGGGGGCCCAUGGUGUCUGCAUCCUGACCGAGUGGGAUGAGUUUAAGACCCUGGACUAUCAGCGGAUCUAUGACAACAUGAAGAAGCCAGCUUUCAUAUUUGAUGGGCGCAAUGUGGUGGAUCCAGAGAAGCUUAGGGAGAUUGGAUUCAUUGUGUACUCAAUUGGGAAGCCACUGGACCCAUGGCUCAAGGAUAUGCCCGCUGUUGCCUAAUGGAGGACUGCUGUAGAAGGGGGAUAGGAAUAAGGAAUAUCUCAUGGAACCCAGUUGGAGCCUCAUGUUGUAGUCCCAGUUCAAAUUGAUGAUUCUUUAUAGCUUAUUGUUUGCAGGGCAGAGUUGAUAUUCUUAUGGUUUAUUGUUUUUGGGUUAUGGUUAACUAGGAUAUGGUGGUCAUUUUCAUGUUUAUCUGCAGCUUCUAUACUUAAUUGGCAUUAUUGUUACUUCAAAAGAACUUUUAAGUCGAAAUGUUAUCUGUUAGUAUACAUCUUUUCUGCCUCUAAUAUUCCUACUAUUCAAGAAAUAUGAUUGCAAGGGCUUAGUCCUA